Protopolystoma xenopodis is the source of this 246-nucleotide messenger RNA. NCBI's taxonomy places the organism in Eukaryota, Metazoa, Platyhelminthes, Monogenea, Polystomatidea, Polystomatidae. The record is from the annotation of a GenBank genome assembly.
GUGCACAACCGAACUCAAUACCUGGCAGUGCUGAUCGAGACAAUGCGCCUGGCUGCUGGUAUUGAGAAUUGCCUUCUCGUGUUUAGCCACGACGUAUUUCUGCUUGAAAUGAAUACCCUCAUUCAGUCUAUUCGCUUUGCCCGAGUCUUGCAAAUCUUCUUUCCCUUCAGCCAACAGAUCUACACUUCACGGUUUCCUGGCCCGGAUCCGGCCGACUGUCCUCGCAAUAUUCAACAAAAAGAGUAA